Molecule: messenger RNA, 1453 nt
Organism: Zonotrichia albicollis (white-throated sparrow)
Lineage: Eukaryota; Metazoa; Chordata; Aves; Passeriformes; Passerellidae
Source: RefSeq, a predicted model, not a curated record
GAGGAAGAGACAAAGCGGCUGCUGGAGCCGGCAGCCAGCCCGCCCAACAAGGUGCUGAACGGGGCAGAGCAGAGCUACCACAACCUGCCGUCAGCACGCACCGAUGAGCAGGCCAUGCUGUCCUCCAUCCUCGCCAAAACAGCCAUCAACAUCAUCGACGUGUCGGCAGCGGAUUCCCAGGGCAUGGAGCAGCAUGAGUACAUGGACAGAGCCAGGCAGUACAGCACACGCCUGGCCAUGCUCAGCAACAACCUGACGCACUGGAAGAAGCUCCCACUGCUGCCAUCCCUGACUAACCAGCCGCACCAAGUGCUCGCCAGCGACCCUGUCCCCUUUGCAGAUCUGCAGCAGGUGUCCCGGAUAGCUGCCUAUGCCUUCAGUGCGCUCUCACAGAUCCGUGUUGACGCCAAAGAAGAACUGGUUGUACAGUUUGGCAUCCCUUGAACCUGCCCCCACCACUGCUGCUUCAGUGCUUUGGGUUGUUUUUGGUUUUUUCCUGAUUUUUUUUCUCUUUGUAUCCCUUCCCUCCCCAUGCUGCUGCCACAGAACUUGGACAGAUACCCUGUUUCCUACUAAAUGCCAAGGCACCCAUCAUUGGCAUGUUGAGCCCACCUGCAUUGCUUGAGGCUUUCUCCUCCUCGUGGGUGGGUGGGUGGGUGGGUGUGUGUGCGUGGGGAAGAGGCUGUGUCAGCUGGAUGCUGCCUUGCACAGGGACAAGCACAAAGGGAACAGCUGGUGCAAGGAGGCCCUGGUGUGGGUCAGCACCAUAUGCCAGGUCACCAGGAUGGGUGGCUGGAGCCAGGCAGAUGUGAUGCUCUGCAUGGGGCCUGGUGGCUCCAACACCAUCCCUUCUCCUUUUUACAUGUUUAGACCUUUAUUUUGGUUGUUUUUUGGUUUUGUUCUUUUUUUUUAAUUAUUAUUUUUUGCCACAGUAGAUAAAGCCACGUUCAUCCAGUGCCUGUCUCCACUGUUCUCUGUCGGACACAGCAUGGACAUGAUGGGGGGAGCCAUGCCCUGGUGGGGGGGUACACACAUUUGUCUGACCCCUGUCUCCUCUUUGAUCAUGUCCCAUGGGGGCAAGGGGACAGGGAAUGCAUGAUGACCCACCUUUAAGGGGAAGGAAGCACCUGAGAUUACUAAAUGCUCAAGAUUGAAAGGAAUGUCAAAAGUCAGGGUUUGCAAAUAAUCAGAAAGUUUCAUUAGUAAAUGACACACUUGGCAUGGAAAUUGCAGGGUACCUUUUUAUGGAUAGGUUUCCGCAGCCUGAAGAGGAUUUCUCAUUUUCUAUGCAAAUUAGUUAUCAUGCACAGUCAGUUCUUUCAGGUCUACCUGGAAAUAGAUCCAACAGGUUUGGGGGUCUUUAGUCAUCUUAAUCCUACCCACCUCGUGCCACUCAUGCUGUUUUGUCUUGUGCUUAUCAGCAGGAACUACAAUAAGGAUGUUUUUCCAGGGC